Messenger RNA from Cinara cedri, 2269 nucleotides. The record is from the annotation of a GenBank genome assembly. Lineage: Eukaryota; Metazoa; Arthropoda; Insecta; Hemiptera; Aphididae.
CUAAUAAAAAGUGAGAUAAUAAAAAAAAGGUUAUUUUCGUGACCUUUGACAUCGAAUAACCUUUUUACGCGUACAUGAUAUUAAGAUCGAUUAUCUUUUUAGACAUUGUUUAUAACGAUGUUAUAAAGGUUUUUAUCAAAAUUCAGCUAGGUGGGAAUUUGUCCGAGCUGAACCCUAUUUUUCUUCUAAUUUGAUUGGUCUAUUCUUAGUCCUAGUAAUGAUUUUAAUUUCUUUAAUACUGUUACUUAGUGAGUUUUAAAAAAAGUUUUAAACUGUUAUUAAAAAUUAAAUUGUAUUUCAAGCUAAAUUAUUUAAAUUUACUUCAAUUAUAUAAUAUUGUUGCUAAGUUGCUUAUAAUUACCCAGAGGCCAGAGUCAAUAAAUUCUAGAAUAAAUGAUAAUGGAUAUUAUGAUGCACACCAAGUUCAUGCUUUUCAUUGUCAUGAUAAAAUGACAAUGUUUAUUUUGUCAUGCUAAAAGUUAUGCUAUUUUGUCAUGGACUAUCGACUGCUGUCGUAUGAAUAAUAAUUGAUAAAAUUUAAUCAUGUGUAUUUAAUUUUUGAGCAGUUGAACCGCUCCGUGUGACAAAAAACAAAAAACCUUGUAAGGAAUUCCUAGUUAGAAUCUAAAAUAUUCUCAGAAAUUUAUUUUUCUUGAUAUGCCAACACUGAUUGUAAUAUAAUCAGCUGAUAAUAUGAUAACACAUUUUUCAUACUAGCUACUCGCCUCUUCUGGUAGUAUUGUUUUACGAAUAUUUUCGUCUCUUAACUGGAACUGAGUGUUUUCCAAUUUCUACUGAAGAUGGCUUCCAAACGUUUCGUCCAAUCUUCUAUUAAUUGGGUAGCAAUUGCUGAACGUAUACCGGAAUCUGAAAAAGCAACUUAUUUUGCAUUCAAAGCAAAGUCUGAUGGAUAUCUUCGCAAGUAAGUUAAGGUCAUUUAAAGGCCACACGCCCUUCUCGCUAAGACAAUUUGUAUUGCAUUUUUCUUCCACUUUGCCUUUAUCCUUCUACUUCUUCCCUAGCUUCUAUACUCGAUUCACUAUCACUCGAUUUCAUUUAUUUUAUUAUUUCAUACUAACAUUCCAAUAUUACCUCUUUAUUUUAAUAUGCAAUCUAGUUUGUGUUAUAAUUUAAAUUUAUUAACUAUUUGAUAUUUAUUAUUGUUCUACUAGAUUAUCGGCAUUACCAGCCGAAGUUCCAAAAAUUGAUUGGGCUGAAUACAAAAACAAAAUUGCUGUGCCUGGUUUAGUUGAUAAUUUCUCGAAAUUAUAUAGUGCAGUUAAAGUUCCAUAUCCAGAAGACAAAUACACUGCGGUUAUUGACAAAAACGAACAAGAGAUUGUAAUUAUUAACUUUUUUUGCUAAUCUUUUUUUUAUAACAUUAUAUUAGGUAUUUGUACAUUCUAAAAAAAAAUUGUUUAUAAUAAGUAUCUAUAUUAGCUUAUUUUUUUAAAAAAAAUGUGAAAAAUAUUUAAAGUGAGUAGUCACCUAGCAGCAACAUUUAACUUAUUUUAUUUGUAUAUUAAAAUUAUUACCUACUUAUGUAAUAUUUUAUGGUCGAACAUUUAUAAUUAUAGAUCAAAGGCAUUGUUGAAUUCAAGUCUGAGGCGGAAGUGAUUAUAAAAAAUUGUGAAACGAGGAUUAAAGAAAUUGAAGGUUUGUUGCCAUUUGAUCAAAUGACAUAUGAAGAUGCUGCUUAUGACGCUCCUGAUUUGACUUUGGAUUUGGAGAACAAACCAUCAUUUUGGCCUCACGAAAAUAUUGAUUACAUUUUCGAUGAACCAGAAGAAGAAAAAAAACAAAUUGAAGAACAGAAAAAAGUUGAUGCUUCUCAUUAAGUAAAAAUAUUUCAUAGUUCUGAGUUCUAAUUUUAUAUCAUGUUUUUUCAAUAAACAUUUAGAAAAAUAUUCAUAAAUUAUAAAUUGAUGAAUACAUGUUUAGAUUUAUUUUUCCUUUUAUUAAAAAUCUCUUACUAAUAAAUUCAUCUUAAGAUCAGAUAACACUAUGGUUUGUAUUAGCAAUUAGGUAUACUAAGUAAAUUAUUUUCAAUAAAUUACAAAAACAAAUUAUUGUUUUACUUAUUAUCUUAUCAUUUUUAUUAAAAAGUUGUAAAAAUAUGUUUUCAAUGUUGGGUAUUAAUUAAGUAUUUACUAUUCAGAAUAGAGUUGAGUUUUUGACCAGUUAAUCAGCAUCAAAAUCUAAUAAAUUAAAAAUUAAUACUCGUUAUAUAAUUCAGAGCUGCUAUUUGUGCAUUAUUAUUCAUAUUAAU